AUGGAAGAGAAGAGGCGAAAAUACUCCAUCAGCAGCGACAACUCUGACACCACUGACAGUCACGCUACAUCUGCAUCAAGAUGCUCCAAACUGCCCAGCAGCACCAAGUCGGGCUGGCCCCGGCAGAACGAAAAGAAGCCCUCCGAGGUGUUCCGGACAGACUUGAUCACAGCCAUGAAGAUUCCAGAUUCCUGCCAGCUCAGCCCGGAUGACUACUACAUCCUGGCCGACCCAUGGCGACAAGAAUGGGAGAAGGGCGUGCAGGUGCCGGCUGGAGCAGAGGCCAUUCCAGAGCCUGUGGUGAGGAUUCUCCCGCCGCUGGAAGGCCCCCCUACCCAGGUGUCCCCUAGCAGCUCUGAACUUGGUGAGGGCUCCCAGCCUGAUUGGCCUGGGGGCAGCCGCUAUGACCUGGACGAGAUUGAUGCCUAUUGGCUGGAGCUUAUCAACUCCGAGCUCAAGGAGAUGGAGAGGCCAGAGCUGGAUGAGCUGACGCUAGAGCGUGUGCUGGAGGAGUUGGAAACCCAGUGCCACCAGAAUAUGGCACGGGCCAUUGAGACACAGGAGGGGUUGGGCAUUGAGUAUGAUGAGGACGUCGUCUGUGAUGUGUGCCGUUCUCCCGAGGGCGAAGAUGGCAACGAGAUGGUCUUCUGUGACAAAUGCAAUGUCUGUGUGCACCAGGCAUGCUACGGGAUCCUCAAGGUGCCCACGGGCAGCUGGCUGUGCCGGACAUGUGCCCUGGGUGUCCAGCCAAAGUGCCUGCUCUGCCCCAAGCGAGGAGGAGCCUUGAAGCCCACCAGGAGCGGGACCAAGUGGGUGCACGUCAGCUGCGCUCUGUGGAUUCCUGAGGUCAGCAUCGGGUGCCCUGAGAAGAUGGAGCCCAUCACCAAGAUCUCACAUAUCCCAGCCAGUCGCUGGGCUCUGUCGUGCAGCCUUUGCAAGGAGUGCACAGGCACCUGCAUCCAGUGCUCCAUGCCUUCCUGUGUCACAGCAUUUCACGUCACAUGCGCCUUUGACCAUGGCCUGGAAAUGCGGACUAUAUUAGCGGACAAUGACGAGGUCAAGUUCAAGUCAUUCUGCCAGGAGCACAGUGACGGGGGCCCUCGGGGUGAGCCCACUUCUGAUCCCGUGGAGCCCAGCUCAGCUGGUGAGGACCUGGAGAAGGUGACCCUACGCAAACAGCGGCUGCAGCAGCUAGAGGAAGACUUCUACGAGCUGGUGGAGCCCGCUGAGGUGGCUGAGCGGCUGGAGCUAGCUGAGGCGCUGGUUGACUUUAUCUACCAGUACUGGAAACUGAAGAGGAAAGCCAACGCCAAUCAGCCACUGCUGAGCCCCAAGACUGACGAGGUGGACAACCUGGCCCAGCAGGAGCAGGACGUCCUAUACCGCCGCCUGAAGCUCUUCACACACCUGCGGCAGGACUUGGAGAGGGUUAGAAAUCUGUGCUACAUGGUAACAAGGCGUGAGAGAACAAAACACGCCAUCUGCAAACUCCAGGAACAGAUAUUCCACCUGCAGAUGAAACUGAUUGAACAGGACCUGUGUCGAGAGGGGUCUGGGAAGAGAGCAAAGGGCAAGAAGAGCGACUCGAAAAGGAAAGGCCGUGAGGGCCCGAAGGGCAGCCCCGAGAAGAAAGAGAAAGUGAAGGCGGGGCCCGACUCAGUCCUGGGGCAGCUGGGCCUAUCCACCUCAUUCCCCAUCGAUGGCACCUUCUUCAACAGCUGGCUGGCGCAGUCAGUGCAGAUCACAGCAGAGAACAUGGCCAUGAGCGAGUGGUCACUAAACAAUGGGCACCGUGAAGACCCCGCCCCGGGGCUACUGUCAGAGGAGCUGCUGCAAGACGAGGAGACACUGCUGAGCUUCAUGCGGGACCCCUCACUGCGACCUGGGGACCCUGCCAGGAAGGCCCGUGGCCGCACCCGCCUGCCUGCCAAGAAGAAGCCGCCGCAGGACGGGCCUGGCUCACGGACGACUCCGGACAAAUCCCCCAAGAAGCCCUGGGGCCAGGAUGCAGCCAGCGGCAAGGGUGGUCAGGGCCUAGUGGCCCGGAAACCAACGCGCCGAACGCCUUCCCACCUGCCGUCUAGUCCCACAGCUGGGGACUGUCCCAUCCCAGCGGCCCCUGACAGCCCCCCUCCUCUGGCCCCCGAGACCCUGGACGAGGCAGCCCCAAUGGCUGCCGACUCGAAUGUCCAAGUGCCUGGCCCUACAGUGAGCCCCAAGCCCUUGGGCCGGCUCCGGCUGCCCCGAGAAAACAAGGGAACCCGGAGAUCGCCAGGUACCAGGCCUGAUGCUGGGACAGGACCGCCCUCUGCUGUGGCCGAGAGGCCCAAGGUCAGCCUACACUUUGACACUGAGACUGACGGCUACUUCUCUGAUGGAGAGAUGAGCGACUCAGAUGUGGAAGCUGAGGACAGUGGGGUGCAGCGGGCUCCCCGGGAAGCAGGGGCUGAGGAGGUGGUCCGCAUGGGGGUACUGGCCUCCUAA
This is a messenger RNA of Puma concolor (puma), 2484 nucleotides long. NCBI's taxonomy places the organism in Eukaryota, Metazoa, Chordata, Mammalia, Carnivora, Felidae. The record is from RefSeq and is a predicted model, not a curated record.